Alosa sapidissima (American shad) is the source of this 3134-nucleotide messenger RNA. RefSeq names its product solute carrier family 13 member 3 (gene slc13a3). Gene Ontology annotation, molecular function: succinate transmembrane transporter activity; sodium:dicarboxylate symporter activity; citrate transmembrane transporter activity. Gene Ontology annotation, cellular component: membrane. The record is from RefSeq and is a predicted model, not a curated record. Gene Ontology annotation, biological process: monoatomic anion transmembrane transport; citrate transport. NCBI's taxonomy places the organism in Eukaryota, Metazoa, Chordata, Actinopteri, Clupeiformes, Clupeidae. The transcript has 13 exons. The coding region runs from base 360 to 2162 and encodes 600 amino acids.
AUUUGGUAAGCUUGGUACACCCCGCGUGUAUUUAAGCAAUUGACUUUGUAUCAAUUGCUUCCCAACUUCUGAAAUAUGAAAUACGCGUGUUUUCCUUUGCCUACGCUACAUCAGACUUCUUGCAAAAGCCCUUUUUCGGGACACAUGCGGAACUAAAGACGUUCGCCUGAGGAGUUAACGUGUAAGCGAAUUGUUAAUCUUCCCCCAGGGUACUAAAACAACAAAGGAGGGAAAAGUGGUCAAGUUGACAGAAGUUUUGGAGCCCAACACUACAGCAACACUCAAUCCUCUGUGGGAAGUCGGGGGGAAGCUAAAGAAGUUUGGAGUGCAAAAGAGUUUGAAGGAAACAAGACUGAAUCAUGGAGGGUCUCCGGAGACUGUUGCGCAAAUUCAUGUGCGUCCGCAAACAACUGAUCCUGCUACUGACUCCGCUCGUGCUCCUGCCGCUGGUGUUCCUCAUGCCGCCCAAGGAGGGUAAAUGUCUGUAUGUGGUGCUCCUGAUGGCGGUGUUCUGGUGUACGGAGGCUCUACCGCUGGCCGUGACGGCCAUGUUGCCCGUCUGCCUCUUCCCCACCAUCGGCAUCCUGCCCUCCAAGAAGGUGUGCCCACAGUACUUCCUGGAGACCAACUUCCUGUUCCUCAGCGGCCUGCUCAUGGCGUCCGCCAUCGAGGAGUGGGGCCUGCACCGCCGCAUCGCCCUCAAGGUCCUGCAGAUCGUCGGCGUCAAGCCAGCAUGGCUGAUCAUGGGGAUGAUGAUCACUUCCUCCUUCCUGUCCAUGUGGCUCAGUAACACGGCAACCACAGCCAUGAUGCUGCCCAUCGCUAACGCCAUCCUGGAGAGCCUCUUCGGGGACCUGGCUACGCUCAAGGAGAAGUGCAAGGUCCAGACCCCUGCAGAGGGUGAAGUGAAGCUGCAUGUCCUUCCUUCAGAGCCGUCAGAGAAGCACAUCCUGACCAUGGAGGAUGGGAGAGAGGAGGUGGAGAGGAUGGAGACUGCCUCCCCUGAGGAGGUGCGUAUGGAGGCUCAGUACCAGCUGAAGGUCUGGAAGGGAUUCCUCAUCUGCAUCCCCUACUCCGCCAGCAUCGGGGGCACCGCCACACUCACGGGCACCGCACCCAACCUUAUACUGGUGGGACAGCUCAAGAGUUACUUCCCAGAGUGUGACCUGAUUAACUUUGGCUCGUGGUUCGUGUUCGCCUUCCCCCUCAUGUGCAUCUUCCUGCUGCUGGGCUGGUUCUGGAUCUCCUACCUCUACGGGGGCAUCAACACCAGGUUGUGUAUAAGAAAGCAGGAUGAGAGGGCCGCUGCAGAGGCAAAAGCGCAAGCGGUCAUCGAUGAGGACUACAAGAAACUCGGACCUCUAUCGUUUGCGGAGAGUGCCAUCGCUUUCUUCUUCAUCAUCUUCGCCUUCCUCCUCUUCACCAGAGAUCCCAAGUUUGUCACUGGAUGGUCCGUUUUCUUCAACAAAGGGUACGUUUCGGAUGCAGUAACAGGCGUCAUUAUCGUCUCCAUCUUGUUCUUCUUCCCUUCCCAGAAACCCUCCCUCAGCUGGUGGUUCGACCCCAAAGCCCCCAAUACUCCGUACAGCCCGCUGCUGUCGUGGAAGAAAGCUCAGGAUUGUGUGCCGUGGAACAUCAUUCUGCUGCUAGGGGGAGGAUUCGCCAUGGCCAAAGGAUGUGAGGAGUCUGGUCUGGCUGUGUGGAUAGGUGGUCAUCUCCAGCCCUUGGCUCGGAUUCCUCCUGCGGCUGCAGUCAUGCUCAUCACUGCGUUCCUGGCCACCUUCACUGAGUUCGCCAGUAACACCGCCACAAUCAUCAUCUUCCUCCCAGUCAUCGCUGAGCUGGCCCUGGGCGUGAACGUGAACCCACUCUAUUUUAUGAUUCCGGCGACGAUUGGCUGCUCGUUCGCCUUCAUGUUGCCGGUGUCCACGCCCCCCAACUCCAUCGCCUUCGCCUCAGGACACCUCAUGGUCAAGGACAUGGUAAGGACGGGUGUUGUGAUGAACAUCCUGGGGGUGCUGUGUGUGUCUCUGGCCAUGAACACAUGGGGCCAAGUUAUGUUUGACCUCAACAACUACCCAGACUGGGCACGUCCACUAAACAUCUCCACGGCAGCGCCCGUUCUCUCCACCCUCGUCCCUGCCCUCAACUCCACCCUCUGAAGCUGUCAAAUCAGCAGCCAUGUUACAGACCAACCCUCUGACACCGCCCAAUCAGCAGCCAUGUUAUAGAACGACCCUCUGAAACCGCCCAAUCAGCAGCCAUGUUACAGGCAGACCCUCUGAAGCUGUCGAAUCAGCAGCAACGUUACAGCCAGACCCCCUAAAGCCACCAAAUCAGCAGCAAUGUUACAGGCAGGCUAUCUAAAAUCACCCAAUUAGCAGCCUUACUACAGGCAGACCCUCUGAAACUGCCCAAUCAGCAGCAACGGGCAUGUGUUUGUGUUUGUGUGUGUGUGUGUGUGUGUGUGUGUGUGUGUGUGUGUGUAUGUGUGUAUGUCUGAUACAAACAUACACACAUAGCCCAGGAGCCUGUGGUUUGGACACUUACAGUAUAUAUUGUAUGCGGUGGACAUUCUCCUCAAAGAAACACCAACAUCACGAGUCCACCUCCAAAGCGUAUUAUCACAGCUGGACAACAGCACCAUCUGCACAGACACGAGCCUCGACAGAUGCCAAGACGCUACACACUCUGUAGUUAAGAUGGCCGACACUUGCCCAGGUGUCAGUAAGCAGCAACGAGAUGUCCUCACACUGAGGGUCAGGGUCUUGCAGACUGAGAGUCAAACUCGUAUCGCUAGACAACCACAUGCAGCUACCACACUGAUAUAGAGUACAGACCUGUUAGAACGGAGAGGGAACCUAUAGGACAUACAUGUAGCUACCACACUGAACCUAUAGGACACACUGUAUGUAAUACAUAGGGCAGAGGAAAGGAAAGACAACAAAGCAUGCAGAGACAAACAAGAGAGGCCAUUGUUCCAGUCAGUAAGCCUGUAAGUGUGAGGCGUACACACAUACUCACAGAGGAAAGUCCUUCAGGUGCCCACGUGCACACACACACACACACACAAACACGUGUGGAAAGUCGUUCAGGCCCUCCAGCUCAGACAUACAGGAGCCUCUGAGUUCCAU